CACUUCUUUUGAAAAUAUUUGCCCCAUUUUUUGAAUUAGGGUUUCGGUUCUUCUUCCCUGCUUUAAACCCUACUAUCGCCGAUCCCCUUCUUACUAGCCGUUGUUCUGUCUUUCCCGCCAUAUUUAUCCUUCAUCUGGGCCCCUCACCUUCUCCAUUUCAAAUACGAGCCGUUUGAUCGGCUUUCCUUCGCUCUUUUCCUUUUCGCGUGUGUAUGUGUGUCUAAGUUUUGAACUUUGUUUAGCCUGGAAAUGUCGUCGAACGAAGCAGAGAAUAAGGUGGAGGAUGAAGGGGGAGAGAAGAGAGGAGGAGAGCUCUUGUUUUGUGGCUCCACGAGUUGGGACAUCGUUGGCCGCCGUAAAGGUCCAGUGGAAGGUAACUUGGUCUCUCCCACUCGACUCCGCCCUCUCAUUGGCAUCAAUAUCCGGUUCGUUGCCUCUGGUUGCGUGUCAUGUCAUUGCGUUGCAUUGGAUGUUGAGGGGCGAUGCUACACAUGGGGUCGUAAUGAGAAAGGGCAACUGGGUCAUGGAGAUAGAAUCCAGCGUGAUAGGCCAACUGUUGUUUCGGAACUCUUAAAGUAUAAAAUAAUCAAAGCGGGAGGGGGGAGGAGUCACACGGUGGUAGUUACUGAAGAUGGUAAUUCCCUGGCAUUUGGCUGGAAUAAGCAUGGGCAGCUCGGUUCAGGUUCCAUAAAAAAUGAAGUUGAGUCAUCUCCCGUACGUUGUCUUGUGUCUCAAGUUACAAAUGUUGCCUGCGGAGCUGAAUUCAGUGCGUGGUUAUCAUCCGCUGAAGGAGCUUCUAUACUAACUGCAGGUCUUCCCCAAUAUGGCCAGCUUGGUCAUGGGACAGACAAUGAGUAUAAUGCUAAGGAUAGCUCAGUGAGGCUUGUUUAUGAAGCCCAACCACGCCCUAGAGCUAUAGCCACUCUUUCUGGAGAAACUAUUGUCAAAGCUGCGUGUGGGGCAAACCAUACAGUUGCUGUGGAUACAAAUGGCUAUGUUUACACGUGGGGCUUUGGUGGUUAUGGAAGGCUUGGGCACAGAGAGCAGAAGGAUGAGUGGGUUCCUCGUCGUGUUGAAGUAUUCCAGAGGCACAAUGUUCUUCCUCCCAAUGCAAUUGUUUCAGCUGGUUCUGUAAAUUCAGCGUGUACUGCAGGUGGUGGGCAAUUGUAUAUGUGGGGCAAAAUAAAGAAUACUGGUGAUGACUGGAUGUAUCCCAAACCUCUCAUGGAUUUAAGUGGCUGGAAUUUGCGUUGCAUGGAUUCUGGCAAUAUGCACCAUUUUGUUGGUGCAGACUCUUCCUGCAUAAGUUGGGGCCAUGCUCAGUAUGGAGAGUUGGGAUAUGGUCCUGCCGGACAAAAGUCUUCAGCUGUUCCGAAAAAGGUAGACAUUCUGGAGGGCAUGCAUGUUAUCAGUGUUGCCUGUGGUAUGGGCCAUUCAAUGGCCGUUGUUGAUAGAACAAAUGUUGGUGACAGGCUUGACCAGCUGGACAUUCAUGAUGGCAAAGAUUCCGGCGAAGCAGCAAUGGAGGUACCAGAUACCGAAACUUCAGCUCCUAAGCAAAACAAAAAGGGUGCUAAUAAAACUCCAACUUCCUCAAAGAAGAGGAAGAAGGCGAAGGAUGCAUCUGACACAGAGGAAGAAGAGGAUAGUGAUAUCGAGAGUGACGGCAGUGAAGGACACAUCAAUGGUGAGGUUUCUGGCAAAGGCCGAGGUAAGGGUACGAAGAAGUCCACAUCAGGUGGAAAAGGUAAAGGGCGUGGACGCCCUGCUUCAAACAAAAGUUCGCAAUCCUCUCAAGGAAAAAAUGGUAAGAGGGGACGGUCGCAGAAGGCCUAAAAGUGUUGUUAUAUUCCAGUCCCACUGGAAAUUUUGUUCUCUCAUUGUGGAGAAGUGUACUUU
This is a messenger RNA of Hibiscus syriacus, 1899 nucleotides long. RefSeq names its product protein RCC2 homolog. NCBI's taxonomy places the organism in Eukaryota, Viridiplantae, Streptophyta, Magnoliopsida, Malvales, Malvaceae. The record is from RefSeq and is a predicted model, not a curated record. The transcript is spliced from 16 exons. Bases 250 to 1836 code for a protein of 528 amino acids.